AAGGCUGACCAAGAGUGGAUGAGGGUCUUGAGUGAACAGGAUUUUUUUUUUUUUUUAAAAUCUGAGAUGUUUUUCUUCAGACAGUGUCUCCUACAGCACCCAUACGGCUCUUUAUCAGUUUCCUAGGUACUCAUUAGAAAAUUAUCUGUCACACAGUAUUUGCAGCAACAAUUACCAGCGAGUUCUCAACUAAUUGACUUCAGAGAGGGUUCCAUGGGGUGUAGGCAACUGCUGCCUUUGCUCACUGUAACUAUCUCAUUUUGGGUUGGGAGUAAAAACUUAAAUCACUAAACACUUGAUAUAAUAGGGCUCUCACCUUACUCUGAAGAGAGCACACACUAUAUACAUCAAAACUUAUUCUCUCUUUAGAGUAACCAGACAUUCAAAAAUAAGCCUAAACUCCCUCCCCAACUUUAGACACUCUCAUGACCUUCAGGAGAGACUCUCCAAGCCCUCUUUUGCUACUAGAUUGGAGCUAAUUGGACAGGCCUGCUCUCACUUUCAACACUUCUCAGGGGCUGCUCAGCACCUUACAGUAUCAGCUUGUUUGUGCUCUUGCCUAGUCAUGCCCCACUGUAAUUUCUUUCUUUCUUUCAGCGAGACUUUCAAAGGUCCCCACAGCCAAAAGCCAAACUAGAAAUAUUGUUCUUUAAAUCUGACCUUUAGUCCUUAUGGCAAUAUAUAACUUCUUAAAUAGCCAGACCUUAACUGAAGAAGGGGCCUGAAGUACAAAUCCAAAGUUUGCGGAUAUUCAGCUGCGACAUUUGGCUCACACCUAUCUCUACCUAUAAAUACCAAAAGAAAACCAGAUCCUUCCUUCAUUUCUCCCCAAAGGGAUACUACUCCCAAAUACAACAGGAUAUGCUAGCUCCUUAAAUCAGGUUUUGGAUCAACUUCUAACCUGUUCCUGGCGCCAGUUCAGAGGAAUACUGGGAUUUGUAGUUCCAAAGGCUGAUAAGAGUUGCAGGCUCUGAGGCAAAGCAUGCUGGGAAGGAGGUGGGUUGUGUUUAGGGAGUUCCCUUUCUUCAGACUAGUGAUAGGCUGGGAGUAAUAAAGCUGGGGAUAACCAUACAAAUUGGAUUACUUUAGAAGGAAACUCAAUGAGAACAGGAUGGCUGGAGAAACUAUCCUAGGUAGGGGAAAGUUUGUUUAUUUUGGGGUGGGAGUAUAAUCUUGGAAAGGAUGAAGAUUCCUAGGAAGUAGAACAGGAGGUGGCCUUGGGCAGUGAAGCAUAGAGGGCAUGAGGUCUGGCUAAAUGCUUCUUUUUGGGGUGGCCUUAAGGCUGAAGUUCCUGGUGCUGGUAGAUAGUCACUCCUCACUGCACUUUGUCAAAGGACACCCGCUUGUGCAGACUCUUGGUGAAGAGCCUGUGGCACAGAAACAGAGCAGGAGGGGGAACAGGGGGAAGAAUUCAAUUUGGGCUUUUGUUAGCCUGAGGAGAAGCUAGCUGUAGCAAUAAAUGUAAAACAAAUAGAAAGACUAUCUCUUCCUCUGGAUGAAGUAAGAACUGAGGAGGAAAGUUGCCUGCUGUCUUACUCAAUGACAAGGGGUCUCGUCUGCUCAGCUGCUUCCUAUCAGAUUAUACUGGAGCUGGAAUUGCUGGUUCCAGAGAGGAGCUCUCCAAGACUUCCCAUGCAUAAUUGCUCAGAAAUGAUUGUCACCUAAGAAGUCAGCUAUGGCAAACAGGAAACGUCAAAGCACUACAACCAACAUGCUGGAUCACAGGGUGAUACCUUGCCCUAUUUCAUCUCACCAUAGGGAGCCUGAAAGUGAGGAAAAUGACCUGCCUAGUGAAGAUUACAUAGCAAAGGAGGCAGAGCUAACAGCUAUCAGAGAAGGUAGCCCUACCCCUGUGGAACACGAGUGCAAUGAUAAUAGUGGAGAUGGCGAUUCCAGCUCUGAUUAUGUGAAUAAUACCUCUGAAGAGGAGGACUAUGAUGAAGGCCUGCCAGAGGAAGAGGAAGGGAUCACAUACUAUAUUAGGUACUGUCCAGAGGAUGACAGUUAUCUGGAAGGAAUGGACUGCAAUGGGGAAGAGUAUGUACCUCAUGAAGAACACCAAAUUGAAACUGAUGAAUGUCAAGAAGCUGUGGAAGAAGAAUGGACAGAAGCUAACAUCCAACACCAUGAUGAAAGUGAAGUGACAGAAGGGCAAGACUACCAAGAUAACUGUGUUCAGAUUUUGGAGGAUGAAGUAUCUUCUUUGGAAAUUCAAGACCAAGAAGAAAACAUACAAUACGGUCAAAAUGAAGAAAGCUAUCAGGAUUAUUAUCCACCAGAAGCUAAUGGAAACACUCAUGGGAUGUCGCCCUACCAUUCAAGGAAAGAAGAUGCUGAGUUGGAGGAGCAGGAAGAAGACAUUGACCAGAUUGUAGCUGAGAUUAAAAUGAGCAUGAGUAUGAGCAGCAUUAACAGUACAACAGAAAUGAGCCCUGAUCAUGGCGGGACUGAAAAUGUGCAAAAUGACUAUAAAGAGACUUGUCCAAAAGGUGAUGCUGGUCAUAGUACCAACAGACAUGAAGGGAGGCCAAAAUCAUUGAAUAUUCCACCUUCUUCAAAGCAUGUUGGAGAUAUGCCUAGAGGUUUUAAAACAAAGUCAAGAACUCCAGAAGACAGACAGAAAUGGCCACAAGAACAGGUGUGCAAUGGUUUAGAACAGCCAAGGAAACAACAACGUUCUGACCUAAAUGGACCAAUUGACAACAAUAAUGCACCAGAGACAAAGAAAGUGUCUUCAUUUCCAAGUUUUGUUGAUGUUCCAGGACCCUGUGAACCUGAAGAUCUCAUUGAUGGAAUCAUCUUUGCAGCCAAUUACUUGGGUUCUACACAGCUGCUCUCAGAACGUAACCCUUCCAAAAAUAUAAGAAUGAUGCAAGCUCAAGAGGCAGUGAGCCGUGUCAAGAGGAUGCAAAAGGCGGCUAAAAUCAAGAAAAAAGCGACUUCUGAGGGAGAUUCCCAGGCUUUGACUGAAGUGGAUCUGUUCAUCUCCACACAGAGGAUUAAAGUUCUGAAUGCAGAUACACAGGAAACUAUGAUGGAUCAUGCGUUGCGCACAAUCUCAUACAUUGCUGAUAUUGGUAACAUCGUUGUUUUAAUGGCAAGACGCCGGAUGCCAAGGUCUGCUUCUCAAGACUGUAUAGAGACGACACCUGGUGCCCAAGAAGGAAAGAAACAGUACAAAAUGAUAUGUCAUGUCUUUGAAUCUGAGGAUGCACAGCUGAUAGCUCAGUCAAUUGGUCAGGCUUUCAGUGUGGCCUACCAGGAGUUUCUGAGAGCCAAUGGAAUUAAUCCAGAGGAUCUCAGUCAGAAAGAAUAUAGUGACAUAAUCAAUACCCAGGAAAUGUAUAAUGAUGAUCUUAUACACUUCUCCAAUUCAGAGAACUGCAAGGAGUUGCAGCUAGAAAAGCAGAAGGGAGAAAUUCUCGGGGUUGUGAUUGUGGAAUCAGGAUGGGGAUCCAUCCUACCCACAGUUAUCCUGGCUAACAUGAUGAAUGGAGGCCCUGCAGCUCGUUCAGGGAAACUAAGCAUCGGAGACCAGAUUAUGUCUAUUAAUGGAACCAGUUUAGUUGGUCUUCCUCUUGCAACAUGCCAAGGGAUUAUAAAGGGUCUUAAGAACCAGACGCAGGUGAAACUGAACAUUGUCAGCUGUCCUCCUGUUACAACCGUCCUCAUAAAACGACCAGACCUGAAAUACCAGCUGGGCUUCAGUGUACAGAAUGGAAUUAUUUGCAGCUUGAUGCGAGGUGGAAUAGCUGAACGGGGAGGGGUCCGAGUAGGACAUCGCAUUAUUGAGAUCAACGGGCAAAGUGUUGUGGCCACUGCUCACGAGAAGAUAGUACAAGCCUUGUCUAACUCAGUGGGAGAGAUUCAUAUGAAGACUAUGCCAGCUGCAAUGUUCAGGCUUCUAACUGGCCAAGAGACACCCCUGUACAUCUAGCACAUGAGGCUGUCUCUCUCAACAAAAGAACUAAAUGAUUCCAUCAAAGUUGAAGUCUACACAGAAGCAGCAAGAAUUUUGUAUUUUGUGUGAAUGAAAGGCUUUGAAACAGGACCUGAAGAUUC
Chelonia mydas (Green sea turtle) is the source of this 4062-nucleotide messenger RNA. RefSeq names its product amyloid beta precursor protein binding family A member 2 (gene APBA2). Gene Ontology annotation, molecular function: protein binding; amyloid-beta binding. Gene Ontology annotation, cellular component: cytoplasm; dendritic spine; plasma membrane. NCBI's taxonomy places the organism in Eukaryota, Metazoa, Chordata, Testudines, Cheloniidae. Gene Ontology annotation, biological process: chemical synaptic transmission. Bases 1676 to 3937 code for a protein of 753 amino acids. The record is from RefSeq and is a predicted model, not a curated record. The transcript is spliced from 14 exons.